AUGGGCAAGUCUGAAGCCGACGAAGACGCCCAAUUCCUCCCCAUGAACCGUCCGCGGUCCUCCUCCGCCGCCUCCCAAACCUCCUCCGACUCCGGCCUCUCUGUUGAAUCCGCGCUUAUACGCAACAGUACAUACGGCAAAACACCAGACGAAGCCUACAAUCCCGCAGGGGAUCCGCGAUACCGGGAUAUCGAAGACGGAGAGGCCGAGUCAGACCAGCCAUUCCUCCCUUCGCGCAAGGGUUCAGGGGCUCGCGCGCGUCGGGUCUUCUGGGGCCUGCUGCUGCUCUGUCUGGCGGGGUGGGUGCUCGCAUUCGUGCUCUUCCUGAUACAAGGACGGUCGGGCUACAGUGCCACUUCGGAAGAGCUGCAGCAGCACGAGGCGGAUUCGAGUGCGGGCGUCACCAGCGACGGGAAGCCGGUGACGCUGAAACAGGUGCUGUCUGGGGACUGGCUUCCGCGGUCGCACGGUAUCGCGUGGAUCGCGGGUCCGGACGGGGAGGAUGGACUGUUGGUGGAGGCAGGAGAGGACGGAGGCGAGGGCUUUCUGCGGGUGAAGGAUAUCCGCGCCCGACACGGCGAUGACGCGGGGACUUUGAAGAGCAGGGUGUUGAUGAAGAAGUCGACUUUUUAUGCGGGUCAGAGGUCGAUUCUUACCAGACUGACCUGGCCCAGUCCCGAUCUGAAGAAGGUGCUGGUUCUGUCCGACUACGAGAAGAAUUGGAGACACUCAUACACCGGACUGUACUGGAUCUUUGACGUGGACAGCCAAACCGCGGAACCGCUGGACCCUGAUGUCCCUGAGGGACGGGUGCAGCUUGCCAGCUGGUCGCCCAAUUCUGACGCUGUUGUCUUUGUGAGGGAUAAUAAUAUGUUCCUGCGAAAGCUAUCCUCAGACAAAGUUGUUCCCAUCACGAAGGACGGAGGAAAGGACUUGUUCUACGGCGUCCCGGACUGGGUGUAUGAGGAGGAAGUGCUCUCCGGGAAUAGUGCGACCUGGUGGUCGAACGACGCGAAGUACGUCGCAUUUCUCAGAACCAACGAGUCGACCGUCCCUGAGUAUCCGGUCCAGUAUUUCUUGUCGAGGCCAUCCGGCAAGAAACCUCUCCCAGGGCUCGAAGACUAUCCCGACGUCCGGCAGAUCAAAUAUCCCAAGGCCGGUGCACCGAACCCGGUGGUCAAUCUGCAAUUCUACAAUGUCGAAAAGAACGAGGUGUUCUCGGUUGAAGUCCCAGACGACUUUGCGGACGACGAUCGCAUCAUCAUUGAAGUCUUGUGGGCUGCGGAAAGCAACGUCCUUGUUCGCGCGACAAACCGCGAAAGCGACGUGUUGAAGAUCUUCUUGAUAGACACGGAGUCCAGGACAGGGAAGAUGGUUCGAUUGGAGGACAUUGUUGGUCUUGACGGCGGCUGGGUCGAACCAUCGCAAUCCACGCGCUUUAUCCCUGCUGAUCCAGCUGCGGGACGCCCUAACGAUGGUUAUAUUGACACGGUCAUCCAUGAUGGCUACGACCACCUCGCGUAUUUCACGCCACUCGACAACCCGGAACCUAUUAUGCUCACAACGGGUGAGUGGGAAGUCGUGGAAGCCCCGACCGCGGUUGACUUGCGGAGAGGCCUUGUCUAUUUUGUGGCUACCAAGGAGGCACCCACGCAGCGCCAUGUGUAUCAGGUGCAGCUGGAUGGGUCGAAUCUCAAGCCCUUGACAGACACUUCCAAACCUGGUUAUUACCAUGUAUCCUUCUCUGAUGGAACUGCGUACGCCCUACUCAGUUACCAAGGGCCUUCGAUUCCAUGGCAGGCGAUUAUCAACACCGAGGGUGACGAUGUCGUCUUCGAGGAGACCAUCGAGGAGAACCCCGAACUUGCCCGGAUGGUGGAGACAUACGCAAUCCCCAGCAAAGUCUUUUCGAAUAUUACCAUUGACGGGUUUACGCUGCAGAUGGUGGAGCGUCGGCCUCCGCACUUCAAUCCGCACAAGAAAUACCCCGUCCUGUUCUUCCUCUACGGUGGCCCCGGCUCGCAGACCGUGGACCGCAAGUUCACCAUCGACUUCCAGUCGUACGUCGCGUCCAAUCUGGGCUACAUUGUGGUCACUCUGGACGGCAGGGGCACGGGAUUCAUCGGACGCGAGGCCCGAUGCAUCAUUCGAGGCAACCUGGGAUACUACGAAGCGCACGAUCAGAUCACCGCGGCAAAGAUGUUUGCUGAAAAAUCCUACGUUGACGAAUCUCGCAUGGCGAUCUGGGGCUGGAGCUACGGCGGAUUCAUGACCCUGAAAACCCUGGAACAGGAUGCCGGACAGACCUUCCAGUACGGAAUGGCCGUCGCCCCUGUCACCGAUUGGCGGUUUUACGACUCAAUCUAUACCGAGCGGUACAUGCACACGCCGCAACAUAAUCCAUCCGGCUAUGACAACUCAUCUAUCACCGAUAUGGCCGCCCUGGAAGAGAACGUCCGCUUCCUCGUCAUGCACGGAGCCUCCGACGACAACGUCCAUCUGCAGAACACACUCACGCUGAUCGACAAGCUGGACUUGUCGAACGUGCAGAAUUACGACGUGCAUUUCUACCCCGACUCAGACCAUAGCAUUUUCUUCCAUAAUGCGCAUUACAUGGUUUAUGAGCGUCUUUCGAACUGGCUGGUCAACGCUUUCAACGGCGAAUGGCACCGGAUUGCCGCCCCGGUUCCGGACAACUCCAUGUGGCAGCGGUUUAAACGCGCGCUUCCUGUGUUUGUGCAUUGA
Molecule: messenger RNA, 2745 nt
Organism: Aspergillus terreus NIH2624
Lineage: Eukaryota; Fungi; Ascomycota; Eurotiomycetes; Eurotiales; Aspergillaceae
Gene: dapB
Product: dipeptidyl aminopeptidase dapB
Exons: 3
Coding region: 1-2745 (914 amino acids)
Biological process (GO): proteolysis
Molecular function (GO): dipeptidyl-peptidase activity; serine-type endopeptidase activity
Source: RefSeq, a predicted model, not a curated record